AGGAAGAGGGGUGGAGGAGAGGAGGAGUAACAUAACGACUCACAGCAGCUUUCUUCUUCUUUCAUAUAAAGAUCCUGCUGCUGCUGCAGCAGAGCGGGCUGCGUGUGUGUGUGUGAGACUCGUCUUCCUCCAUCUGAUGCAGCUGUAACCAUUGCAGCCGCUGCCGCCCGGGAUACCAGGGGCACACGUGUACCUCUGCCACGCAGUCUGUGUGCCCACAUCACCCAGCUCCAGCCACCACUCAUCACCAGGAGGCCAUGGACGAGGACCGUGCUGGAGAACAAAUGAGACCUCUGCUCACCACGGGUCACGAUGAAGAAGCAUUGGUUGAUCUAGGGAAGACCAGCUCUACUGUCAACACAAACUAUGAGAAGGAAGAACUGGAAAGUCACAGAGCCGUUUAUAUUGGUGUACACGUACCACUUGGCAGACAGAGCCGCAAACGCCACAGACAUAGAGGCCACAGACAUCACAGGAGAAGAAGAGAAAAAGAAAAUGAUGAUAAAGAUGAUGGACGGGAAUCUCCGAACUAUGAUACCCCAUCUCAGCGUGUGCAGUUUAUUCUGGGUACUGAGGAUGAUGAUGAAGAACACAUCCCCCAUGAUCUCUUCACAGAAAUGGACGAGCUUUGCUUUCGAGACGGGACAGAAUGCGAGUGGAAGGAGACAGCAAGGUGGCUUAAAUUUGAAGAGGACGUUGAAGAUGGGGGAGAUAGGUGGAGCAAGCCUUAUGUGGCUACCCUCUCGCUACAUAGCCUCUUUGAACUGAGGAGCUGCAUACUUAAUGGCACAGUAAUGUUGGACAUGAGAGCCAGCACCAUAGAAGAAAUUUCAGAUAUGGUGUUGGACAACAUGACUGCAUCAGGCCAGCUGGAUGAUUCGAUGAGGGAAAUAGUCAGAGAAGCUCUAUUAAAAAGGCAUCACCACCAGAAUGAGAAGAAGCUAAGUAACCGUAUCCCACUAGUGCGGUCCUUCGCUGACAUAGGCAAGAAACAUUCUGAUCCUCACUUGCUUGAACGAAACGGGGAAGGCCUUUCUGCCUCCCGUAACUCAUUGCGAGCUGAAUCUCGCCUCUCCCUUCUCCUCAAUUACCUUCUUCCUCCCUCGAGAGUUGGAACCCCAGCUGGCUCCAGGCGUACAACCCCUGUACCAUCCCCCCAAAACACGCCACCCACCAGCCCUAAACUCAGUUGGCUGCAGUCUUCAAGUUCUCAGCAGAGUGAGCAGUGGGUGCCAGAGACACAGUCAUUUACUGGCGAUGUUAUCCCCACUGUAAUAAUUCAUCCACCAGAGGAAGAUGCUGACAUUGAGGAAAUCAUGGACUUAAGGAAGGAAGACCAUGGUGGGCUGCUAUCUUCUCCGCAGUCAACACCAGCGAACCUGGAUAUUAACAGGUUGGCAGACCUGAAACGGAACGGAACUGGGGGCAGCCAGGAAAACAGCACAGUUGACUUUAGCAAGGUUGAUAUGAACUUCAUGAAGAAAAUCCCCCCUGGCUCUGAAGCGUCAAAUGUUUUAGUGGGAGAAGUUGAGUUUCUGGAUCGGCCCAUUAUUGCCUUUGUGAGAUUGAGUCCAGCAGUUCUUAUUACUGGACUUACAGAAGUACCAAUCCCAACAAGGUUUCUAUUUGUAUUAUUGGGUCCAACUGGAAAGGCAGCACAGUACCAUGAAAUUGGAAGAUCAAUAGCUACACUAAUGACUGAUGAAAUAUUCCAUGACGUUGCCUACAAGGCAAAAGACCGAAAUGAUCUUCUUGCAGGAAUAGAUGAAUUUUUAGACCAAGUGACGGUCCUUCCUCCUGGAGAGUGGGAUCCAACCAUCCGUAUUGAGCCACCAAAAAGUGUUCCUUCCCAGGAGAAGCGCAAGAUCCCAACUAUCCCGAAUGGAUCCACACCAACAGGUGAGACGUUAAAGGAGGAGCAACACCAUACUGGUCCAGAGCUUCAGAGAACUGGAAGGCCUUUUGGUGGUUUGAUGCAUGACAUCAAAAGAAAAGCACCUUUUUUCUUGAGUGACUUCAAGGAUGCAUUAAGCCUGCAGUGCCUGGCCUCCGUUCUUUUCCUAUACUGUGCCUGUAUGUCUCCUGUAAUCACUUUUGGAGGUCUCCUGGGAGAAGCCACACAAAACAGAAUAAGUGCAAUAGAGUCUCUUUUUGGAGCAUCGUUAACUGGCAUUGCCUAUUCUCUCUUUGCUGGACAACCCCUUACCAUAUUGGGAAGCACGGGACCAGUCUUAGUUUUUGAGAAGAUACUCUUUAAAUUCUGCAAAGAUUAUAAGCUGUCUUAUCUCUCUCUGCGUACCAGUAUUGGUCUAUGGACAGCUUUCUUUUGUUUACUACUGGUGGCUACAGACGCAAGCAGCUUGGUCUGUUACAUCACGCGUUUUACAGAAGAAGCAUUUGCUGCCCUCAUUUGUAUUAUCUUUAUCUAUGAAUCGCUGGAGAAACUAUACCAUCUGGGAGAUAAAUAUGCCUUCAAUAUGCACAAUGAUGUUGACUUGUUGACAAAAUACACGUGUGUUUGUGUAGAGCCUAUCAUCCCCAGUAAUGAUACUCUCUCCAUGUGGAAGGAAACUAAUAUUACUGCCAGUGAAGUACCAUGGAGCAAUCUCACAGUCUCUGAGUGUAUUGCGCAUCAUGGUUCAUUUGAGGGUCAAGCAUGUGGUUAUCAUGGUCCUUACAUACCCGACGUUUUCUUCUGGUCAGUCAUCUUAUUCUUCACAACGUUCUUCCUCUCCGCCUUCCUCAAACAGUUCAAAACAAAGAAUUAUUUUCCAACCAAGGUGCGUUCUACAAUCAGCGAUUUUGCAAUCUUCCUGACAAUAGUCACUAUGGUAGUCAUUGACUAUCUUGUGGGUGUUCCUUCACCAAAGCUCCAUGUUCCAGAGAAGUUUGAGCCCACUCUGAAAGACAGAGGAUGGCUCAUGGAUCCUCUGGGGCCCAAUCCUUGGUGGACAUUACUAGCUGCGGCCAUGCCAGCCCUGCUUUGCACCAUUCUUAUCUUCAUGGAUCAGCAAAUCACUGCUGUGAUCAUUAACCGGAAAGAACACAAGCUGAAGAAAGGGUGCGGCUACCAUCUGGACUUGUUCAUGGUCGCCAUCAUGCUGGGGAUAUGUUCCAUCAUGGGAUUGCCAUGGUUUGUAGCUGCUACUGUUCUGUCCAUCAGCCAUGUGAACAGCUUAAAACUGGAAUCUGAAUGUUCUGCUCCAGGAGAGCAGCCAAAAUUCCUGGGCAUCCGAGAGCAGCGAGUGACCGGUCUUCUGAUCUUUGUGUUGAUGGGACUCUCUGUAUUUAUGACCUCAGUACUGAAGUUUAUUCCAAUGCCAGUUCUGUAUGGUGUAUUUUUGUACAUGGGAGCAUCUUCUUUGAAGGGUAUUCAGUUUUUUGACCGUAUCAAGUUGUUUGGAAUGCCAGCCAAGCAUCAGCCAGACCUGAUCUACCUACGUUAUGUCCCACUGUGGAAGGUCCACGUAUUUACUGUCAUACAGCUCACCUGUCUUGUCCUUUUAUGGGUAAUCAAAGCCUCAUCAGCUGCCGUUGUGUUCCCUAUGAUGGUCCUCGCUCUGGUUUUUAUCCGCAAACUUUUAGACUUCUGUUUUACCAAACGUGAGCUAAGCUGGUUGGAUGAUCUUAUGCCUGAAAGUAAGAAAAAGAAAGAAGAUGACAAGAAGAAAAAAGAGAAGGAGAUUGAAGAUGACUCGCCAGAGGAAGCUGAACGAAUGCUCCAGGCAGAGGACAGUGAUCACGUAGAUCUUGCUUAUGAAGGCAGGAAUCUCCUCCAGAUUCCAGUAAAGAGCUUGAAAUACAGCGUUGAUCCAUCAGUUGUAAACAUAUCAGAUGAGAUGGCAAAAACAGCACAGUGGAAGGCUCUGUCAAUGUACCCUGAAAAUGCCAAAGUAACCAGGGCUAACCUGAGCCCCAACAAGCCAGCCAGUGUGAAGAUCACUCUUGAAGAUGAAACUGUCCGAAAAUACAUGGAUACUGAAACCUCCCUAUAGGACUGUCUGUGUUUGUGUGUAUGUACUUGGACUUCUGUAUGUAACGGAGUGAAUAACAGACCAUCAAAGUGUACAAAUAAUUCCAAAAUACUGUAUGUGCACCUCAUAAGUUAUUAGCACUGUAAAUACUGUAUAUGAUUUAAAACGGGCUGACUCGAACUGUAAUAUGGCACAAAAUGAUCACUCGACAAUUAUUUAUUCAAUAGGAAUUUUUAUAGACCUCUUUAUAAUUGAUUUUUAUUGUAUAUUUAAAAGCCUGUCACCAAGCAAUAGUAUUUAAAUUUUUCUUUAUUCAGAAUGAAAACAUCAGACAUCUCUCCAUUUGUCAUUCCCAUACUUUUUCAUAAGAAAACAUGUUUUACGACGUUGAGAUAUAUAUAUAUUUUAAUCCUUGGCUUGUUGUAGUUUUUUUAUUUUUAUGUUUUGUAUUAUGUCACUUUUGUUACAACACAGUAAGGUUACCGGAGUUGAGAUCUUGUUUUUGUCCCCUUUUAGUCUCAUUUUACAGCAGUAACCUACAGAACAUUGGAAGUUUCUAAAUUAUCGCCUUAACAAAAUGGGAUAGUUAUUACAAUUAAAUGAAAUAUAAAAAUAAUAUGCAGCCUAAAUCAUCCAACAUUGUUACAUGACCUUUGCUUAAAACAAAAAUGAAUGACAACUGUGUUUGUCACUGUCAUGAGAUAAUUGGAGGAUUUAGUGGAAAUGCUUUUCUUGUCUUUGUGUAAUUGCUUUAAUAGUCACACUUACUGUUGGGCUCGUUCACACGCGCUGGAAAAGUUGGAUAAAAAGCAUGAAAACUGCUGCAUGCAUUUUAGUGCUGCGCUACUUUCCAUGUGCUGUACAGCAGAGCUAUCUGAGCGAGUCCAGUGCUUUGAUUUUCUUAUAUCGGCCUAUAUUGUUACUAUAUGGCUGACAUAAGCAAAGGAAAAAGGGCAAUGAUCUCUCAUAUUGAUAUUUCCUAAAUUUUGAUUUGAGUCCUGGACUCAUAUCAGUGAUUUAACUCAGGACUUUUGUGCAAUAAGCCACAUCAAUGCUUAAUAGGUCCUAUUUUAUGACCAUUGUUUGCCAAAUUUGCUACAAAGAAGUGAUGUGGCAGUCUAAUUUUAGCUGUUUAUGUGAAUUGCUUUUACAGAUUGCACAAGUGAUGUCAUAGAAAUAGUGCCCUGGCGCUUAGCAGUGACUGUUUGAUGUGUUUUUGGGAGGCGGUCAAGAUCCCGCCGGACGGAAUCCCAGAGGUCGAAAUACCGACGCCGGAAUCCCAACCGGCACAAUCCCGACAUAUUCUCCCUUUGUGGGUGCCCACGACACCCAUAGAGGGAGAAUAUAAUAGUGUGCCGAGCGUGGAGCGAGCCCGCGAGGGGCUGCAUUCCGCUCGCCACCCCUGUCAGGAUUGUGUGGUCGGGAUUCUGGCGUCGGUAUUUCGACCGCCGUGAUCCCGUCCAGCGGGAUUUAGUACUGAUCCCGUAUUUUUGUAUUGCAAUACUGAAAUGAUCUUUAUUUAAAAUGGUUACCUAUCCAAUUUGAUAUUUUCUGACAUUCAGUACUGAACACUACAUCUUGUUAUUAGACCAUAGCAGGAAUGCUCAGUUACUAACAUUGUACAUAUUUUGGUCUUUGCUUAUUUAGACGUGUCCAAGAAAUUGGUAGCACUUUAAGAAGAAGGCAUCCGGUGACAUUGCAAUAGGCAAUUGUAACCUUUCUGCUGUCUCAGUAUCUUAACUUGUUAGGGUGAGUACACACCUGAAUGAUGGGCAAUCCAGUCAAUGGUUGGACCGAAUUCCCUUCAGCCCGGAUCAUGCCCGUACGCACCAGCCCGAUGUAAUGAAGGAUGGAAGGAUCACUGUUCUGUCCUUCAUUACAAAGAGCUGGGUCGCAUGCAAUAUCUUCCGGUUGGCCGUGCAGCACAGCCAACCGGAGGAUGUCGCCACCUACCCUUAGACCAGGCCAGCCAUACAAGUUAUUUAACUAGGCUUUACAUAAGCAACACCCUUGUUGUGGAUCUGUCCUAAACCACCACCCAAGUAAAUCUAAAAUAAAAUACUAUUUUUCAACAACUACAAAAAAAAACAACCUAAACAGUGUUAGUAGGUUAAUCAUAGUAUAAAUUCAUGACACCACUUAACAGUCAGGUAAAAAUACAGCAAUUAUUUACUUAGGUUUAGAUGCUUAAAAAAAACAACAGAAAAAUUAGUAUAUACAUAAAUUAGCAUCAAAUUUGUGCAUAUAAAAUCGAAUCUGUGCUCAUGUAGAUGGGUAUACCCCUUUACACAUGUUUACUGCAUGGAAGGAAAACCGUUUCCAAUAUUCUGUAGUGUAGGUCUGUCUGUCUACAUACAGGUGAGGCAGUGUCAGCUUAUAUUCCUGAGAACGCGGUCAGUCCAUUAGUGGCAUCACUGACACAAGAGACACAAAGUGCCUCUGUGAUGUCACAAUGUACAAAAUGCUUGCCUCCAUGGUGAGCAAAUAAUAGAUAUUCUGUAUUAGAAUCACUACAUUUUUGUUUACAAAUCACAUUAGCAAGUAGACAAUAGCAGUUACUUUAUUAGAUUCUGAAGUUUCCUGGAUGAAUACAUUUUUACGACCCUGUAAAUUUGGCUAAAUAGUUUAAAAUUUUGUACUAGUAAUCAUUCACAUAUUUUUUGUGUGUUCUUAUAAAUCUUUUAUUUUCCAGUCCACAGAAAUUAUUUUAUGAAAUGGUUUCCUUAUGUUUAUCUUAAUUCUUAUUUCAAUGUUUUUUCUAUGGAUUAGUUUUAUAUAGCAAGUCUUUUAUUUCCACUUUGCUCUUGCAAUUAUUCCUGCUCACUAUUCUGCAGCUGCCCACCUACCCUCCUCCCACCAUAUCUAUGGCAUCUGCCUCUUUAAUGAAUGUAUAAAGGGGUAAUGUGACAGGGGAUCGGAUAUUUCCUAUUGGAUCCCUGGUAAAAGAGCUAGGUAAUAUAUUUUUGCAUUUUUGUUUACUUCAUGCUCAAUUCAAAACCGUUUGCCACAAAGCAGAAUUGUUGUGGACUAUACACAAUUUCUAAUGCAAAACAUUGACUUACAGUAAGACAAAAAUGCAUGUAGAAGUGUUUCCUCUAGUGCUCGUAAAUUGUAUACUAUCACUUGUAAUUCCACAAAAAGUGAGAGGCUGUAAUCUUGCUUGUUUGGAAUCAUCAACGAUCUAUAUAUAGUAUGUUUACAGUUGUUGAGUCCUUUUGUUAGAAAUUUGAUAGUUUGAAACCGUUUUUAACUUAAAUUUUAUUUUGUAUGUCUUAGGAUGCAAUUCAAAAUGAGUGAGCUGGAGUUUUGUAAGAUACUUGGUGCAUUUAUUACAAUCAGACCUUUAAACGUUAAAGUAUUGAACUGCAACUUUUGUGUCUUUUUUAUAACUGCAGUUACAAAAAAGACAUUUUAUAAUUUUCUCCAAUCUUUCCUAUUUAGUAUCUUGAAUACAAUCAUGUUUGUCUUCCAUGGUUCGGUGAAAUGACCUGAACAUAGCCAGACUUUUAGUAUUUAUUAUACUGAAUAACUUUUAGAAAGCACCAGGAUUUUUUAUGCUUGAUUUGUAUUGAAAAUAGUGUUUUGUUUUUUUGUUUUUUGUUUUUCUUCUUUUGUAAUAAAUCCAAAGCAAGUUCCAAAAGUAUAAAUUAUAUUUUGUUAGUUUUUAUGAAAAAUAUGUGAGUCUCUUGAUCUACCUAAGAUGUGAAAACCCCUGCCUUUAUAAUUUGUUGGAAAACUUAGGAAAAAAUGCAAACUAUAUUUUGUACGGUUAUUAAAAAAAAAAAAAAAAGUUGAUUCAAAGCAAUAAAAGUCUACUGAAAUUUCUAUAA
Molecule: messenger RNA, 7804 nt
Organism: Pseudophryne corroboree (corroboree frog)
Lineage: Eukaryota; Metazoa; Chordata; Amphibia; Anura; Myobatrachidae
Gene: SLC4A7
Product: solute carrier family 4 member 7
Exons: 27
Coding region: 258-3995 (1245 amino acids)
Biological process (GO): regulation of intracellular pH; monoatomic anion transport; transmembrane transport
Cellular component (GO): basolateral plasma membrane; apical plasma membrane; plasma membrane
Molecular function (GO): solute:inorganic anion antiporter activity; monoatomic anion transmembrane transporter activity; sodium:bicarbonate symporter activity
Source: RefSeq, a predicted model, not a curated record